Messenger RNA from Bradysia coprophila, 3038 nucleotides. Its product is annotated as malectin-A. Gene Ontology annotation, cellular component: membrane. The record is from RefSeq and is a predicted model, not a curated record. Gene Ontology annotation, molecular function: carbohydrate binding. NCBI's taxonomy places the organism in Eukaryota, Metazoa, Arthropoda, Insecta, Diptera, Sciaridae.
CAUCGAUGUCAUUAUAUAUUGAUGUGAAUGUUUAUUUGUGAACUUCAUUCGGCCGGUUUUUCACAUUAAAUCCGACUUUCUGGAUUUUCUGUAAGAAAAUUAUCGUAAAAGCAAAGUCAAUUCAAAUAAUAUUAAUGUAGACGCACAGAUUUGAUGAAUAAUUUAAAAGAAGUGAAACGAUUUUAAGCGAGAACCGAGCAUUCAGUGGUUUUUCUCCUCAAAAAUUUAUCUUGAGUGGUGUGCCACGUUAAUGAAUUCAAUUUUUUUUUAUUGAAACAAGUGAUUAAUUUACGAAUUAGUUUAUCUUGUCGGUGUUAUAACUAACAAGUGUGCAGUACCUCUGAAAUAGAACGGUCAACGAAAUCAAUGGAAUUGAGAUAGAAAUUGAGCCGAAAGUGACAUUCUUCGAAACCGAUUUUAUCACACACAAAAAAAAAAACAAAAAUUUAUCAGAAAACGCCUUCUAACUUACCGAAAUAACGAUGUGCUCCCUAAUUAACAUUAUUGUUGCUAGCAUAAUUUGCUGUUGUUGGAUGGGAUUCGUCAGUGCGUACGAAUUAAUAUAUGCAAUCAAUUGUGGCAGCAACGAACCAGUUAAAAUUGAUGACAUUCUGUAUGAUCGGGACCCAUUAACCGAUAGAAUCGGAAUUGCUUCUGAUUAUGGCAAACAAUUGAUGAUGAUUGGACGCGCAUCACAGGAAGAGGAAAUUUUAUACCAAACGGAAAGGUAUUCCACGAAUACGUUCGGUUAUGAUUUACCGGUUAGUGGCGAUGGUGAAUACUUGCUAGUGUUGAAGUUCUGCGAAGUGUACUUCAGUGGACCAAAUCUGAAGGUGUUCGAUGUGGUGUUGAAUGCCGAACAUACGGCUGUUUCCGAUUUGGACAUCUAUCAACAAGUCGGCAAAGGUGUGGCCCACGACGAGUACAUUUACUAUACCAUUUCCAGAGGUAAAUUGUUUUACAAAGAGGAGGAAUCGGAGAUUCGUGGCGGUAAAGUUAGAGUCGAGUUUAUCAAGGGCUACAGAGAUAAUCCAAAGAUCAAUGCAAUUGUGCUGGUGAAAGGUGACGUUGAAAACUUUAAGAAAUUGGAUCCGAUUGAAAUUGAAGCACCCGAUCAGACGCACCAGCUCAACGACAUCGAAUCGGAGAGCCUUGAAUACGAUGAAAUUAAACCAGCGAAACAGAGGAAAACUAGUGGACCGAGACAAGAAGAUCCAUACGCGUUGGAUGAUUCGUCGGUUAUGUUGCCUGUGUUCAUAGCUAUCGGUGCUUUUAUUCCUUUACUGUUUUGUCUUUGCAAGCUCUGAAUUUAUUGUUGGCAAUUUCGUUCACCGUGUAUUUUACCUAGUAAAUUUGUGUGUGGUUUAAAGCUCGAAGGGAUUGACAAUUUGCAUUUUGUAGCCAACUGUAACGGAUUAAUGGAUAGAUUUAGACUUAUUUUUAAACAAGAAUUAAUUUGGACAAUGCUGCACUAGCACAAUUUACCAGUUUAAUAGUGACAAACUAAUGGCUUCCUUUGUAUGAACGAUGGACCGUGCAUCGACCUUGAACAUUGAACAUACUUUAUACGUCCAAACACAUUAAAUUUUUAAAGUUUCAUUCUCCACGUAUACAUUAGACUUGAUUAGAUAAUGACUUAGUUAGCAAAUUUGAAAAAAAAAAAUGUCGAAAUCUCUGUUUUUCAUUAUCUAGCAACGUUACUAGUCUCCAUUUGAGUGUGAUUUGAUAUUGGAGAGAAAUCAGAGCACUAUGGAAAUUGGGGACGCAAAAUCUACCCUUGAAACGAGUCUGUAAUGUCCGUUCCACAUUAUCCAUAAAAUGGUUUUCCAAAUCCAACUCACAAGAAAGAAAAAAUAAUGAAAAAUGACUACAUAAUUUUGCACAAGGGGUGGAUAAACUAGAAAAUCCUCUGUUAACCAAAAAAAAAAUCUUUAGCAAACUUUUCAAACUUAGAAAAUUAGAAAAUCCACAGAUUCCGAAAAUCUUCAAAAAAAAAACUUUUUUUCAACAAGUUCAUGUACAUGGAAUUCCUAUCCCGAUAUAUACAGCUAAUAUACAGAGGUUAGAUUGAAAACUAAAUUAGCUGUAUUAAAGAAAACCAAUACUUUUAGAGGCUAACGGUAGAACAAUUUUUUGCUCAGAAUAAUAUUCUUAUCGAAAGUAAAUAAAUUUAGGCUUUUAUGCGACAAUUUUCCUUUUUCUACCUUUUCAGACCUUUUCAAUUUUUUUCAAAAGUUUCCCGACAUAACAGUUUUGAUUUUGCCCCAAAAAUAAUUUUCGGGAUAGAAAUUCCAUGUGCAUGAACUUGUCGAAAAAAAUGGUUCAGCCCCACCGUGAGUCCAUAGAGAUCCAAGAAAUUGCUUUGUCUAACUGACCGAUCCUUAUAAAAAAAUCCUAGGUUGACUCGUCAUUGACUUAGUCAUAAAAACAGCGAGAAAUGGAGUUCUUGAAAAUAGACCCUGUAACUGAUUUUUUUUAAAUAUAUCUUUCAAAUACCUAUUGAGGAGAACCUAAUGUGUUCCUCUAAUUAUUUACUUUUAAGUCGGACCUUAAAGAAGGACCUGUUUACGCGCAUUCAUUUGCACAAUGGAAGCCAUAAAUUGUCGGCAUUGUUUUUUUUUUAAUUACCAGCAGAUUUAGUUAGAAAAAAAUGUACUCCAAUUGACGAAAAUUAAAAGAAAAAAAAUAAUAGAAAAACGAGAGAGCUCUUCCCAAUUUUCUUCAAUUUCGAGUCUUUCAUUUAUUUAGUUUUAAACAAUUGAUUGAAUUCCAAAACUUAAAAAGUAAGAAAACCCAGUCUUAAUUUUAAGUAAUUUAAGUAAUCAGGUGCAAUUUUUAUACAAAAAAAAAUGUUUGACUUUGUUUUGUGAUUUAAAUUUAAACGACAAAAAAAAUGUUUUGUAUUCACUCGAGAGUGCAAGUAAUUUUUUUUUACUAAUUGUAUUUUACAAUGUAAUCAAACACGAACACUUAUUUAAGGCAAAUGAAAUUUCGACUGAUGGAAUGUUAUUAUAAAUACUGAAGAAAAAUGAACAAAA